AUCGGAACUUCGCAGGGCACUGCAAUUGUUUUUCAUUGCGCAGACUCCCUACAAGGUCACAGUGUGGCUGAACAAAAUCUCAGCAGUCCUGCUGUACCUUCGUAUCUUUAUAUCGCGCGGCUUCCGGGUAUCAGCGUAGGUCGUCAUCGGCAUAGUCUCCGCCGGGAGCAUCGGCGGCAUCGGCGCCACAAUAUGGCAAUGCGUCCCGAUCGCAGGCGCAUGGGACAAGAGCGUCACAGCCAGCUGCAUCGACUCGGGCAAAUUUUGGGUUGCCUACGCGGUCAUGAAUAUACUGACGGACGUCAUGGUGAUGGCGUUGCCAAUUCCGAGUAUUCUGCGGUUGCAACUGUCUACCAAGAGCAAGGUCAUGCUAUGCUGUAUGUUCCUGCUCGGUGGUUUUGUUACGGUUACCUCGAUUCUCCGGACGACAUCUGUGCAAAACUCCAUCAAAAACCAACAGGACCUGACAUAUAACUUUAUCGACCGCGGUAUCUGGACCCUCACGGAAGCCAACCUCGGCAUUGUCACAGCUUGUCUCCUCGUUCUCAAGCAGCCGCUAACGCGGCUCCUACCCCGAGUCUUCCCUUCAACCAAGAAGGGCUCGUCGUACAUCCCGGACAACACGCAGGGACGGACGGUCGGAUAUUACCUGUCAGACUUGUCGACAGAGGAGGCAGCCGCAGAGGUUUGGCGUGGUCCUGUUCGAAACCACCCGGUAGGGGUGAGACUUCCUAAUGCACGAUGUGAUGAAGAUGUCAUGCAAAAGUUCAAGAGUCGGGAUGGCAGCGAUCAGGAUAUUCUGGCUGGUAGUCGGAUGCGCACAGAGACUGGACAUGUGUAACCACGAAUUGUGACUGUCAAGGCCACAAGGCGGGCUGCGGCUUUGUAUUACACACAUAUUUAUGGGUGACAUGCACGAAGUAGGUCUCAAUUCAUCGUCAUCAUAGCAAAUAUUGUGGCCACGGAG
Purpureocillium takamizusanense is the source of this 967-nucleotide messenger RNA. RefSeq lists its product as uncharacterized. NCBI's taxonomy places the organism in Eukaryota, Fungi, Ascomycota, Sordariomycetes, Hypocreales, Ophiocordycipitaceae. The transcript has 2 exons. The record is from RefSeq and is a predicted model, not a curated record. The coding region runs from base 284 to 841 and encodes 185 amino acids.